Messenger RNA from Symbiodinium pilosum, 1129 nucleotides. Lineage: Eukaryota; Dinophyceae; Suessiales; Symbiodiniaceae. The record is from the annotation of a GenBank genome assembly.
GUCUUCGAAGGGCAGCUGUACUUCUCCUCUUCCACUAACUCCACAAGGCUGCUCAUGCGCAGCAAUGGGACCUCCACCGAGCUGGUGCCUCCAGGCAUCGAAGAUGCGCGGGGCUUCCGCGAGCAUGAGGGGCGCCUUACAUUCUUCGGCGCUUCAGGUGCAGCCGAGGGGCUCUGGGCGCUCCGGAGCUGUGGACCCGGUGACGGCAGCGCUGAGCUCCUUCAUGUUUCGGCUGGCAGUGAGCACCUGCGGUCCCUUCCGCAGCGAGACGCUUCACCAGGUGAAUCUAAGCGAGGUACCGGUCCAGCAAGAUGGCCAAGAAUGCGCCAGCCUGGCUGCAGGCAUGGAGUUGAGGCCCAGCACUUCUCGGCUCCUGGGUGUCCUGUUGCUCGGAGUCCUCCCGCAGACGGGUUUGGGUGCCUGGCUUUUGCUUCGCAAGCGGGUGGCCGGGGCCUUCGUGAACCUAUUUACCGGACUCUAUGCGACGGUGCUGCUGAUCCACCUCCUGAUGCAGGGCCGCCUCGUCAACCUGCUCUUCUUCCUGCAGGCGUCGUCCCUGACCUAUGCGGCAAGUACCUGCCUAGCCGUCGCAGCCAACCGGGCAGCCUGGAGUGUUCCGAGCUCCGUUCGCUCCUUCUCAGCUGCCUUGGGAAGCUGGGCAUCUCACGCGGCGUGCCUCUCCAUCUCCGCAGCGUUCGCGCUGGCGCUGCCGGAGCCCUGGGCCGCUGUCGCUGCCACCGUGCUCCUAGCGGUCUUGGCACCCUUGGAUCCCGUGGCUGCCAGGCUGGCCGCCGUCAGCUUCCUGGUGCUGAUCUCGCAGGUGGAGGCCAGUGCUUCGGACCCAGGUUUACCUGAGUCUCUGGAGUCCAUCUUCCCGUCGAGGCUUCUAUUCUACCUGCUGGGGACGCUCGUGCUCCUUGCGGAGGAGGCCUAUGCAAGUUUUGAGGCAAGUCCCAAGGAGACAGAAAUGGCGGAAGAGCCCAUGCUGGAGCCUGAGGAGGACCAGCGCCAAACCUGGAUGCUUCUGCAGGCAAUGCCAUUACAGCAGCUGCUGGUGCUACAGAGGACGCACCUCCAGAACAGCGGCAACGCGUCGUACAAGGCUGGCGAGGGCGAGGAGGAGUGCUGA